This is a messenger RNA of Impatiens glandulifera, 1266 nucleotides long. Its product is annotated as annexin D5-like. The transcript is spliced from 6 exons. Bases 74 to 1018 code for a protein of 314 amino acids. Gene Ontology annotation, cellular component: cytoplasm. NCBI's taxonomy places the organism in Eukaryota, Viridiplantae, Streptophyta, Magnoliopsida, Ericales, Balsaminaceae. Gene Ontology annotation, molecular function: calcium-dependent phospholipid binding; calcium ion binding. The record is from RefSeq and is a predicted model, not a curated record.
UUUUUUUUUUUCAUUCGGAGAAAACCAUUAAAACCAACUCUCUUGCAUGUUUUGAGAGAGAAGGAGAUCGAAAAUGGCUUCGAUGACGAUUCCUGCUGUGUUAUCUUCACCUCGAGACGAUGCAAUUCAAUUGCACCGCGCUUUUAAAGGAUUUGGCUGCGAUACUGCGAUUGUUAUCAAUAUCCUUGCCCAUCGAGAUUCAAUGCAACGUUCUUAUAUUCGUCACGAGUUCAGAACCAUGUAUGGAGAAGAACUAGAUAAACGCUUGGCUAAAGAGCUUUCUGGUGAUCUCGAGAGAGCUGUCCUAUUGUGGAUGCACGAUCCAGCUACACGAGAUGCUAUCAUACUAAGGAAGGCUUUAUUUGGAGAUGCUAUUAAUGUGAAAACCGCCACUGAAGUGAUAUGUUCGCGAACUCCUUCCCAAUUACUACAGAUUAAACAAUUGUAUCAUUCAAUGACCCAUUCUUACCUUGAGCAUGACAUCGAGUUUCAGUGCACUGGCGAUCAUAAAAAGUUGUUGCUCGCAUAUCUUGGUAUACAACGAUACGAAGGUCCGGAAGUUGAUAGAAACAUGGUAGAACAUGAUGCUAAUGCACUCUAUAAAGCUGGGGAGAAGAAGUUUGGAACCGAUGAGAAGACAUUCAUUCGCAUUUUCAGCGAAAGAAGCAGGGCUCACAUGGCUGCGGUUGACAUUGCAUACACAAACCUGCAUAAGCACUCACUCCAAAAGGCUGUGAAGAACGAAACAUCUGGACACUUCGAACACGGACUGCUAACGAUCCUGAGGUGUGCUGAGAACCCAGGGACAUACUUUGCUAAGUUACUGCACAAGGCAAUGAAGGGAAUGGGAACCCAGGACACAUGGCUGAUUAGGACAAUCGUUACAAGGGCAGAAAUUGACAUGGAAUACAUAAAAGGCGAGUACCAGAGGAAAUAUAAGAAAACUUUGAAGGAUGCUGUCAAAUCUGAGACAUCUGGCAAUUACAAGGACUUUCUUCUUGCUCUUCUUGGUUACUAAGCAGCCAUGAUCACCAAUCUUAGGCUGAGCUAAGCUACCCCUCUUCUUCUUCUUCUUCUUCUUCUGCUGUGAUGUACUAAUUAAAAGACUGUAUUAGGAGUUUCUAAAUGUAUUUGAGCUUGAAAUUAUUAGAUGGAUGUGUGGUAUGUAUUUAUGUAUUGAUGGAAUAUUUGAAAUGGUAAACCUUUGAUGUAUUUACAACAUGAUGCUGGAAAUGUUGAAGAUUACAUGGAUUAUUCUCAGAGGUU